Molecule: messenger RNA, 3118 nt
Organism: Nomia melanderi (Alkali bee)
Lineage: Eukaryota; Metazoa; Arthropoda; Insecta; Hymenoptera; Halictidae
Gene: MetRS-m
Product: Methionyl-tRNA synthetase, mitochondrial
Biological process (GO): methionyl-tRNA aminoacylation
Molecular function (GO): ATP binding; methionine-tRNA ligase activity
Source: RefSeq, a predicted model, not a curated record
AGAGUCCUUAUCCACCGAUUGCCGCCGACUUAUCGAAAUUUCCAUUCGAUCCGGUUAACCGGAAAUCUUCUGGUUUAAUAAUUGAGAGAAAUUUUCUUUCACCGCGGCGCGGGAUUAGAAUUGUCGCAAUAUUUCGUUGGAAUUGAAGUGACUCGCUUGGAUUCGCGGUACUAGAUUUUCCUCAGGGAUGUAUCGAUGUUUCCUCGGAUGCGUCUCAAACAAACGAUAUUUCGCAUGGUGGCGUUUACCAAUAAAAUCUACCGUUUCAAUUCGAUUCCAGUUAUUAUUUAAAAGGAAGUCGUCGAGAUCGCUGUCUAAAACUAAUUAUUUCACGACUGCGUCGAAAUUCUUACAACUGUACAGAUUUACGUAAGGAUUUCAUGUAUCUAGAUUACAUUGUAUGCUGUUACUGACAGAUACUGACUGUGUAAAUUCGAAUACUUGAAAACUUUAACCGCUCGUACGGAUCGUUGGUAUUAUGGAGGGAAAACAAGUAUAAUUUUCGUUAUACGGUACUGAUAUACCGGAACCUUGUGCCACUUAUUAGAAAUUAAUGUGAAAUAUCGUUGGUGUGUGUUCAGACGAUUUUUCGCAGUACGAAUGUUUAUCGUUUCGGAUAAAGAUACGAAUUCGCAUGGGAAACAAUACAAAUUACUUACCAUGUACACCUUGUGAGGGAAACACGUCUAUGGCAGUUUACAAUUUUCUACAGUUCUGAGCGACAUCUAAAUUGCACAUGGCGAAGAGUUAACGUUGUCUGAUAUUUUUAUGGUCAAUUACAGAAAAACGUUCGAACAAAUCUGAGAGUCAGUAAUAAAAGAUUCAUCGCGAUGAGCCACAGGAGAUUUGAAAAAGUUUUAGAAGAUCUUCAGAAGAAUCCUUUUUUUGACAAGUAUGCCGAAAAAAUAGCAAAACUUCAGAAAACCAGUCCUGCAGAGUUUUUACAGCGAGUCGAAUCUCAGGAGAAGAAAUUACAAGAAAAGAAAGUUUCAGUUCAUCAAUCAAACACAUGUCAUGCCCAAUCCUUAUGGACAUUCCCAUUUUCUAAAGGAAAAACUCAAAUGCCAUGGGCGCACAUUCCAAAAAGUCAUUUUUCUGAUAAUGCAGCUAAAAGCAUAUACAUUACUGCACCCAUAUUUUACGUUAACAAUGGGCCUCACAUUGGACACCUUUAUAGCGCAGUUUUUGCAGAUGCUAUGGCUAGAUUUUAUUUUAUGCUAGGACACUCUGUAGUUCUCAGCACAGGUACAGAUGAGCAUGGUACUAAAGUUGAAAGGGCUGCAUCUGACAAGAACACGCCGACAUUGAAGUAUUGUGAUAAAAUUUCAAAGCACUUCAGAGACAUGUGUGAUCUGUAUAACAUUAGAUAUUCACGAUUCAUUAGGACUACCGAUAACGAUCACGUGGAGGCUGUUCAACACUUUUGGAAUUGUCUAAAUAAAAACGGAUAUAUUUACUCGGGAAAAUAUUCUGGAUGGUACAGCGUAACCGAUGAAGCAUUCGUAUCGGAAUCGGAAGUAAUAGAGAAAACGGAUGACGUAGGAAAUAUUAUUCGUGUAACUGCGAAUUCAGAGAAUCGAGUGGAAUGGACAGAAGAAAAAACUUAUAAAUUUCGACUUUCAUCUUUCCAGGAUGAUUUGAAGCACUGGCUGAAAAGCGAAAAUACAGUAAAACCGGCAAUAUACCAUAAGAGUUUGCUUACGUGGAUCGACCAAGGUCUACAAGACUUAAGUAUUUCUAGACCUAUCGACAGAGUGCCAUGGGCCAUUCGUACGCCUUCCAAUGAGUCUGAUACAAUAUACGUAUGGUUAGAUGCUUUAGUGAAUUAUUUGACCUCGGUAGGAUAUCCGGACAGCUCGUUUAAACAGUUUUGGCCACCUAUUCACGUGGUCGGGAAAGAUAUAUUAAAAUUUCACGGCAUAUAUUGGCCAGCAUUUCUAAUGGCUGUCGGUCUUGAACCGCCAAAGAGACUUUUCUGUCACGGACAUUGGACCAUUGAUGAUAAGAAAAUAUCAAAAUCUACGGGAAAUGUAAUUUCGCCCUUUACCGUUAGUGAUGAAUUCACGACGGACGGUUUCAGGUAUUUUCUCUUGCGAGAAGCAGUACCGCACUCAAAUGCAAACUACAGUUCACGAAAAACUCGAUUCGUACUGAACGCCGAGCUUGCCAAUACUUUCGGGAAUUUAUUGAAUCGAUGUUUGAGCCGAGGUGUCAAUCCACAGAGAAUAAUAUCUAAUAAAGUAAACUAUAAAAGUUUCUUAACGUCCGACGAAGCUAUCGAGAAUAUAAAACUGUUGGAAGAACUUAGCGACGAAACUAAACGAUUUUACGAGGAAGGUCAAUACCGCAAUGUGGUUGACAGUGUAAUGAAUAUGUUGAGGGCUACAAAUGCGAUGUUCAGUCAUCAUCAGCCGUGGACGUUACGUCGAUCUCCUUCCAAGAUCAUGGAAUUCGAAGCUGUCUCGUUUCUGACCAUUGAAAGCAUGCGCGUCGCUAGUUUAAUAUUACAUCCGAUCAUACCAAGACUGACCAACAAACUUUUAGACGUAUUUCAAGUUCCGUUAGAGAAACGUACUUGGGAAAACACGAAACCGUUUCAUAUAACAGAUUCUUUCGAUGGAAGGAUGACACGUGUAAUAGAACCGAAUCUACACUUUUUCCAGAGAUUACGUACAGACCUGUAAUAUACCGAGUGUGGAUUGUUAUCGCUAAAUGGAUAAUAGAUCGGUGCAGGAUAAUAAGAGAACGGUCAUUCAAAUGUAUCAUCAGUAUACAUCAACAUUGCGCCACCUGUCACUCCGAUAAAUGAGGCUUGCUCCGGUUCAUGAUUCUCUUUCGUAUUUCUUUUCCAUUAAAUCCUUCUUAAUCCACUACGGAUACAACCGUGUUCUCUUUUGUCGGAAUGCAGUUGCACUUUGCGUCGCUGAUAUAGAUGCAUGGAAGAGGCUCGACGAAAACACUGCGAGCGCGCCGAUGUUGCGUUCCGCGAGGAUAUUCUUCGUUCGGAUAUUACCAGACGCAGAUUCGAAUUAGAUUCGACGGGUUCGCGCGACGACGAUAUCGCGACGAUAUCGCGACGCGUUUAGCACCUAAACGAAGCGUCGCCUUGAUACGCAUC